AUGCCUAAUGUGUUACUCCCUGCUUCUGCCGCUGCCUUUUCGCCGCGGAAACCCCCCAUUGUGGUGCUGGAUACCAAGAUACCGUGGCUGAUGGCUACUUUGAAGCGAUUGAGCCGGCCCAGGCUUUGUCUGAGCAGUGUUCUAAGACAAAAAAACCGCCUGAUGGAGAUUUUGUCACCAGAGAAUGCUGUCUGGAUGCUAUGCUCGGUGAUAUUGCCCAAUGCUACCGAAAUGGGGCCGCAGAAUGAUGAGAGCGUGCAGGCGGAAGGUACGCUCAGCGUUCCGCCAAUCCACGUCAAGGCAUAUGUCGUAUAUGUUGACCUAGUUUGGCAGAAUGAGGUGGCAUUCAAGUUAACGCCUGAGACUAUCGACGCCCUGGUGGAGCGACAGUCAGCUCAGACUGCCGCCUAUAUAUUGGCCUGGCGAGGGAGUCAAGCUCAGCUGAAUGUCCGGCAAAACAAAUUCGUUCAGGCGAUCAAUAAGUUCACGUACCGGACCAACGCCAUGAACCUGGAGGGUCUGGAGAUGGAUGGCACUGGAGAGCUACUCCAUGAGCCCAGUGAGGCUGCUAAAGAGCAACUUCUUCGUCUUUACAUGGCAUCGAUGCCGUCAUCAUCCAUGGCACCAAUGUUGAGCUCAGCGCUUUCAUUGCCAGACGUGGUCACACCAAUGGCGUCCAACCCUCUUUAUUCGUCCGACUUUGUCAAAUCCUGGAGUAAUCGAUCUUCAAUUCUCCCCUCAAGUACAUCAAGCUUCUUCAAUCCCACACUUGGGGAUACUCUGGAUGUCGGCGCUACCAGAUAUCUCUCGAUGGAUUUUGGCAGCAGUCCAAUGUCUAUCCCCGUAUGUUACGUGGGAUCGGCCAGUUGCAUGUCCUCUCAGCUGCCAGCGGAUCGUCAAAUAAGCCACUGGGGGCGCUCCUUUCGCUGA
Molecule: messenger RNA, 930 nt
Organism: Penicillium brevicompactum
Lineage: Eukaryota; Fungi; Ascomycota; Eurotiomycetes; Eurotiales; Aspergillaceae
Exons: 1
Coding region: 1-930 (309 amino acids)
Source: RefSeq, a predicted model, not a curated record